Molecule: messenger RNA, 1617 nt
Organism: Tripterygium wilfordii
Lineage: Eukaryota; Viridiplantae; Streptophyta; Magnoliopsida; Celastrales; Celastraceae
Product: oxysterol-binding protein-related protein 4C-like
Exons: 7
Coding region: 16-1398 (460 amino acids)
Cellular component (GO): membrane; cytosol; intracellular membrane-bounded organelle
Molecular function (GO): sterol binding
Source: RefSeq, a predicted model, not a curated record
GGUCGCCAACUAUAAAUGCAAAUGCACAUAAGACUCUCUCCGUCUCCCUCUCCCUUUCCCUUUCCCUUUCCCUCCCUCAGGUCUCCCUCUCCCUUUCUCUCCCUCAGGUUUAUAUAUGUAAGUGAAUCUCUCUUGCAACGUACAUCUCUUCCUUCUCUCUCUGCCGGAGCUCAAAUCUUUCGAAACCUCCAUCUCCGGUUGUGGAGAGCGGCUGCACCGCCUCCUCAAAUGGUGGGAGAAGGCAAGGAGCAGCAGCAGCCAGAGAGGGAAGUUGUGCUUACAAAGCCAUUAUCAUUAGAUAUUGGGGAGUCAGAAGGUGAUUAUAAAGCUCCUAAUCUUCUUCGACGCGUAUUAAGUCUCUUUAAAAACUUACGCCCAGGAUCAGAUCUCACUCACUUUCAGCUGCCACCAGUUUUCAACUUUCCCAAGUCCCAGCUCCAGUGUUUUGGGGAAUCAUUGUAUUGUGUUAAUAAAGACCUCUUGAGUGGGUGCAACCAAGAGAAGAACCCCUUGAACAGAUUUCUGUGUGUUGUGGGAUGGAGUAUAUGCACCAGUACACGCCCUGUUAUCUUCGGUCUUGCUCCUUACAACCCUGUUCUUGGAGAGACUCACCAUGUCUCAAGAGGGAGUCUCAAUGUUCUACUUGAACAGGUUUCUCAUCACCCACCAGUGUCUGCUCUUUAUGCGACUGAUGAAAAGGAAAAUGUCGAAACGAUUUGGUGUCAAAACCCUGUUCCCAAAUUUCAAGGUGCUUCCGUGGAAACUGUGGUGCAUGGCAAACGACAACUGAAGCUCGUAAGUAAAGGAGAAACUUAUGUGAUGAACUCACCAAAUCUCUUCAUCAGAUUUCUUCCGAUACCUGGUGUUGAUUGGGUUGGCAAUGUUAAAAUUCAUUGCAAGGAGACUGGCCUUGAAGCAGAUUUAUGCUAUAAAACAGAUUCCUUUUUAGGCCUCAGAGGAAAGCCGCGAUAUAUUAAAGGGAAGAUCUAUGAUUUCUCAACUUCUAAGAUUCUUUAUGAGAUUGAGGGACAAUGGGACAGAACUGUAACAGCAAAGGAUGUUAAUAAUGGGAAAUGUACAGUGAUAUACAAUGCAAAAGAAAUCAUUUCUGGCCUUAAAACACCUACUACAAAGGAUUCACAGGAGGUGUGGCCAAGUGAAUCAGCAGUAGUUUGGAGUGAGGUGAGCCAAGGUAUAUUGAGCAAAGACUGGGAGAAAGCAAGAGAAGCAAAGAAAACCGUCGAGGAGAAACAGAGGGAGCUCUUAAGAGAAAGAGCCUCAAGGGGAGAAACUUGGGUUCCCAAGCACUUCACUGUGACUUAUACUAAGGAAGGUGGUUGGGACUGUUCGCCAAUUCAAAAUUCCGUCCCACCGGCGCCCAUUUCUGUGCCUCUAUGAUAUAUGUUGCCUUGCCAACUGACUGAAUACAGCAUUUCAUUUCUUAUUCAUAAGUGAUUGGGGUUCUUGGUAUAAGCUAGUAACUUCUUGAUUAGCAAUGCUGGACGGAGUUUGGUUCAGAUUUUUCCCAUAAAAGUUAGUCAACCAGUAUUGUUGCUUCUCUGUAUCAGUUUAUUCUUCUGUUGGAUGCUAAUGAAUUUCAAAGUUUUUUUGAUAUUA